AUGUGCUUGUGGCAGCGUUGGAGUGACUGCGGGCCCCUGCAGCAGCUGACGUGUCUUUCUCUGAAGAGAGGACCGGAGCGGUGUGGCACGGUGAGGAGAAGGCAAGCUGGCACUAUGGGCACCUCCAUCUUCCUGUGCCUCUUCGUUCUCCUGCUCACUGGGGGCUCCCCAGCUGGGUGUGCUGGAGGUGGCAGCUCUUCAUCCCGUGGCGCAGCGGCCACUGCAGAGAAGCCUGUCCUCUUGAGCAGCAUUGCUGACGCCGAAGCCUUCAUUGACGGUGCAGAGGUGGUGGUCAUUGGAUUCUUCCAGGAACCGGAGAGCCCCGAAGCGUCCCAGUUUCGCCUGGCGGCCGGCCGCAUCCCGGAGGUGCCCUUCGGCCUCAGCAGCAGCCCCGAGGUCCUGGCCCACUACGGCGUGGGGGGCAGCACCGUCACCAUCUUCCGCAGGGUAGACAAUGACCGGAGGGAUCUGGAUUUGGACAGCAAAGAUAUUGAUGCUGAGAAGCUGAUUCGUUUCGUUCGGAUGAAUGAGCUCCGCCUGGUGACAGAGUACAACCCUGUGACAGCAGUAGGUGUGAUGCAGAGUUCGCUCCAGCUUCACCUGCUCCUGAUCACAGACAAGAUGUCCCCAAAACACCCUGAGCGAAUGCGCAAGUUUCGGGCGGCUGCAGAACUCUUCAAGGGGAAGAUUCUAUUUAUCCUGUUAGACAGCAAUUUGAAGAGCAAUGAACAAACAGUGUCAUUUUUCAAACUGAAGAAGUCCCAACUGCCAGCUCUGGCUUUAUUCCACUCACCAGACGAGGAGCAGGAUGUGUUGACUCUAGAUGAAGUCUCUGUUGAGCGUGUACAGGACUUCUGUAAUCGCUUCUUACAAAGAAUGCAGAAGAAAGAAGACAAACCCAAGGAGAAGAAUGAGGAGCUCUGAAUCUUUCUCAGCCAACAGGAUGACUGUGCCCAGAGUCAUCUGUUUCUGAUGUAUGAAGAGUUCACUGAGCUCUGCAGCUCAGGAAUUCCUGGAAUAGUAGGAUUAAGGGGCCAAGUCAGAUUUCCAUCUCCGUGCUAUGUACAUAUAUGCUGUCUGUCCUGUCUAGGAAUCUCUUCUCCCUUCUCAUUUGUUGGCUCCAGCUCUCUUUUCUCAGUACUCCAGGAGCUCUGGUAUUGCACUACACUGUGUUGUUCCAUGUCACCUUUGAUGGAGCAAAGUGUGAUGUAGCAAAAUGGCAAUAUCAGAGAUACAGCUUGUAGUUCUCAGAGAUCUGUUUCCCUCAUUCUUUUUGCUUUUGGUGCCAUGCUGUGAUCCACUGACACUCUCCUGACAUUAGGAACAGAUUGGUUGCUUGUCUUCACAUGAACUUUCCCAUUUAUUUUACUAAAUAAAGCAGAAAGUACAUAGCCUGAA
This is a messenger RNA of Calidris pugnax (ruff), 1398 nucleotides long. It is a transcript of the gene ERP27, whose product is annotated as endoplasmic reticulum protein 27. The coding region runs from base 1 to 924 and encodes 307 amino acids. The record is from RefSeq and is a predicted model, not a curated record. NCBI's taxonomy places the organism in Eukaryota, Metazoa, Chordata, Aves, Charadriiformes, Scolopacidae. The transcript has 8 exons. Gene Ontology annotation, cellular component: endoplasmic reticulum. Gene Ontology annotation, biological process: response to endoplasmic reticulum stress; protein folding.